AUGGGUAGUGGGGGAAUUACCCAAGGUAGAGACUCACUCACCUUCAAGAGAAGAAUUACUCGACUCUCAAAUGGAGGCUCUAUGCACUCUCAAAAGUUUCAUUUUUCAGCAACGCAAAACUCCUCUCCUAUUCCAAUACAAGAAAUUGACUUGCACAACAACAAUCAGUACCUCCGAGCAAAGAUAGCUGAGAAUGAGAGAGCCCAGCAGCAGAUGAACUUGAUGCCAGGGAGUUCUGACUAUGAGCUCCUUCCACCUCAGCCAUUUGAGGCUCGAAACUACCUCCAAGUUAAUGGGCUUCAAUCCGAUGAUCAUUAUUCCCGCCAAGACCAAACAGCCCUUCAGCUGGUCUGACUUGUGUUCAGAGCCAGCAAAUUCUCCUGUUCUUAGUUGCUGUGGAGAAGAUAUCCAGUCAAUUACCAGGAGAAAGUAUAGCUCUUUAAUGAAAUUUGAGAAGUGGAGGCUUGGUACUGUAUCACAACGUUGUUGCCUCAUGGAUUGGCAUAAGACUCCAAAAAUUGUUACUAGAGAAUUUCUAUGUUUUUUGUUUCUUG
Molecule: messenger RNA, 554 nt
Organism: Ilex paraguariensis (yerba mate)
Lineage: Eukaryota; Viridiplantae; Streptophyta; Magnoliopsida; Aquifoliales; Aquifoliaceae
Source: the annotation of a GenBank genome assembly